AUGACUGCGGCGGAGGAUCCAAUUUUACUGAGAGGCGGGCUUCGAGAAUUUGUGAGAAAUGAGCCAAAUUGGGACGUCCGUUUGGGAGACAGAUGGGUAUACCAAGGACGAAUCCACAGCUCUGAUCGAGCAAUCGUUACACAUUUCAGAUACGAAGACAGGGAGUUUGAAGACAACGAUCCCCCUCACACCAAGGAUGUAGUUGCCAAGAUCCAAUUGCGACAGCCUGAUUCAGGAAGUCGACCCAAUGGCUACCCGGAAGGCUAUACAGGAUUCGCCCAUGAAGGGCAAUUUCUCCAAUUAAUCUCGGGAUAUUAUGGUUGGAAACCUUAUACUAAUCGCGACUGCAUACCCGACCGACCUCAUAAUAUUGUGAGGCAUUAUCGUGACCAAAUGGUGCCGCCGGCUGAUGACAACGUUCCAUUGGGCAAUCGGAAUGUGGUCUCAUUAUUGGAAUAUUGUCCUGGUAUUGUGAUCACUCAAUCGGCCGAACAGGAGACUCGGUUUUAUGACUUGAAAGUCUUCGAUUAUUUUAGUGAUGCACAUGUUCAAGAGAUCGAUAUAUGGCACAUUUUUAAGCAGUUUGCGAGGAUGAUUCUGAUGUUGGACUGUGGCAGUGAGAUUCCGAGAGAUGUUCGUCAGAGGCGGUCUUUUUGGGAAUCAGAGCGGAUGGAGAUGUGCCAUUACGAUAUCCACCCGGGCAAUAUCUUGAUUGGGUAUAAGAAUUAUGAGAAAGACCGUGUUCCGGUACUUAAACUGUGUGAUUUCGGGGACACAAUUCAAGUUCCUCAGUAUUAUGAGCAACAACGCGCCGGUAGGUAUAGUUUCCCAAAUCAAUUUAAUGGUCGACCGGGCUACCGGGCUCCCGAACAAGUCAUCGGCGAUACAGAGCAUGUACAUCCAUUCCACCAUGGCACAUGUAGCAACAUAUUCCAAUUUGCGAACAUUAUUCGCCUCCUAAUGCAUGGACAAGGCUGGGCUAGACGCGAGCUACAUCCCGAAGAUCCAGCUUGGUGCGACGAAUACUUCGGAGAGUAUUCCAACGCGGAGCCAAGGACGUAUGGAUAUUCACUCUCACAGGGCCCAGAAAGAGUAAACAGACCUGGAGCUACAGGAUACAGCGCGCGUUUAAUAAAACUCGUCGAGGGUUGCAUGAUGGAAAAGCCCAGCCUUCGACCGCGUCCCCUAAAUCUCUUUUACUACGUCCACGACUCCUUCCGCGAUUGCGACGAAUAUCACAACGAUCCCGACUUCCCCGGACCACAGGAAGGCGAGUUGCACAGCCAAAAGAAAGCUUUUAAGCCCGGGGCACCCAUAGUCAAAUACCCAUAUGUCCAUCCUCUCUUCGCCCUCGCAGAGUUAGCCCCUCCUCAUUUCCGCACCCCGCAACCCAACUGGGAGAGCGACCUUUGCGCAUACUACGGCAUCGACGAUUUCGCAUGGCCGCCCACACCCCGCUCCGUAACCCCAGAGUGGCCCGUAUCCUAUGAAUACACCGUGGAUCUGGUCUACGGCGGCGACGAUCUGCCCGAACACGAACACCACCAGUAUCCGCGCUCGCAGCCACAGGUUCCGGAAAGAUAUCUGCAUGGCCCACCCAAGAUCGAUCAGAGACCCAGCGUGAAUAUUCCGGAUCGUAGAAUAGAAGCCCCCGGUGGGAUUGCGAGGAAUUUGGGUCUCUUGAAGUAUUAUGAUCGCCUGGGUCAUAUGUGGAUGGGAGAGGAGAAUUAUUGGAAAAUGCUGGAGGCGGGCUUGGAUCCGGAGACGUAUAAUUGGGGGAUGAAGAUUCCGAAUCCCGAAAUGGAUGCGGAUGAGACGGCGAUGAGUGGGUCGGAGGUUUUGGGGAGUGAUGGGGAUGAGGGAUGAGGGUGAUGAAGCUUGUGUGUUUGGGGUUGGGUAUGAAAAGAAGGAGGAAGGGGAAAUUUGGCAUGUCCGUUUAAUAUGAUA
Botrytis cinerea B05.10 is the source of this 1947-nucleotide messenger RNA. RefSeq lists its product as hypothetical. Gene Ontology annotation, biological process: protein phosphorylation. The transcript is spliced from 4 exons. The record is from RefSeq and is a predicted model, not a curated record. Gene Ontology annotation, molecular function: protein kinase activity; ATP binding. Bases 1 to 1866 code for a protein of 621 amino acids. Lineage: Eukaryota; Fungi; Ascomycota; Leotiomycetes; Helotiales; Sclerotiniaceae.